GCCUGUGGCGUCUGCACUACUGACGCGCAGUGCGGCACUGGGAAUAUCUGUCAGUUGGGCGCGUGCCAGCCAGGAUGCACAUCAGCAUCUCAGUGCACAAGCGGACAACUCUGCGAUACUGGACGUUGCCGUGCCUGCGCCUCGUCGUCUGAAUGUGCCAGCGGCCAGGUCUGCCUCCUAGGUCUCUGUACAUCCUGUACUCUGGACGCGCAGUGCGGUAGCACUCAGAUCUGCCGCAGCGGCGCAUGCGUGGCCGGUUGCACGUCCAACACGGACUGUGGAUCGGGCCAGGUGUGCCAGAGCAAGCGAUGCACGGCAUUGGAAAGGUGUGCGACAACAGCGUCUGCCACUCUGCGUGUACGGCCAACGCGCAGUGCGGCACGGGACAGGUCUGCAACAAUGGACAUUGCACGCCUUGCACUGCUACAUCUCAAUGCACAGCCGGCCUUGUCUGUAGCUCAGGCGCGUGCGGUGCUUGCUCCGCGUCGAGUCAGUGUCCCUCUGGGCAAUACUGCAGCAACGGUUCCUGCAUCGCAGGUUGUGAUACCAACGCGGGCUGCUCAACCGGUCAGGUCUGCUCCAACAACUUCUGCAUCGCCGCUUGCACAUCCAACUCGGCCUGCACAAACGGCCAGGCCUGUGUGGCGGGAAUCUGCAUCCCGUGUGCCUUGUCGACGCAGUGCGGAAGCGGCCAGGUCUGCAGCGAAGGGACAUGCAUCAACGCCUGUACCUCGACGUCUUGCACCAACGGUCUCGUCUGCAAGAAUAGUCUCUGUUCUGCCUGUUUGGUGAACACGGACUGUCCCACCGGCAAGGUCUGCACCAGUGGUGCGUGCGGCUCCUGCACCGCUUCGACGCAGUGUUCCUCGGGACAGGUCUGCCAGGGCGGUUCGUGCAUCACGGCCUGCACGUCCACGUCUUGUACCAACGGCCAAGUCUGCUCGCAGUCCACGGGUGUCUGUACUUUGUGCACGGCCAACUCGCAAUGCGCCACUGGGCAGGUCUGCAACAGCAGCACCGGACUAUGCGGCUCCUGUACAUCCAACGACCAGUGCGGCACGGGCAACGUCUGCAAAGCCGGCGUCUGCAUCGCGGGGUGCACCUCGAACGCGUCCUGCUCGGGCGGCAAGAUAUGCGCCGGCCUCCUCUGCACGUCGUGCACCGCGACCAGCCAGUGCAAUGCCGGACAGGCGUGCUUGACAGGCGGGACGUGCGGCGCCUGCACGGCUUCCACGCAGUGCGCGACGGGACAGGUUUGUAAGAACGGCGCGUGCGGCGCGUGCUCGGCCAACAAGGACUGUCCGACCAACUUUGCCUGCGACACGGGCCUCUGCGUGUCGUUGCAGUGCGGCAGCAGAGCAGAUUGCAGUAGCCGCUUGCUGGGCCUGUGCGGGCUUGGUUUGUGUUCGUGUACGAGGGGGCUCUGUGUGCUGCCGCUGCUGGGGGGGAUAGGGGUAUAGGGAGUAAGAACGCGGUUGUUGGAGAGAUGGAGGUCGCGUUUGGCAUGUCGGUGUUUGACAUUUAUACUGGCGAACGGGCUACCCUGUAGAAAUGAUUGUCUGUGUCAUGGAGUACGAAUGAGCGAGGCCAUGGUUUAUGUACGGCACUAAGCGUCGUUACUUGUAUAUU
This is a messenger RNA of Emericellopsis atlantica, 1629 nucleotides long. RefSeq lists its product as uncharacterized. The coding region runs from base 246 to 1460 and encodes 404 amino acids. Lineage: Eukaryota; Fungi; Ascomycota; Sordariomycetes; Hypocreales; Bionectriaceae. The record is from RefSeq and is a predicted model, not a curated record. The transcript is spliced from 2 exons.